Messenger RNA from Entamoeba dispar SAW760, 750 nucleotides. RefSeq names its product RNA polymerase II transcription factor B subunit, putative. Lineage: Eukaryota; Evosea; Mastigamoebida; Endamoebidae. Gene Ontology annotation, cellular component: transcription factor TFIIH core complex; transcription factor TFIIH holo complex. Gene Ontology annotation, biological process: regulation of DNA-templated transcription; nucleotide-excision repair. The coding region runs from base 1 to 750 and encodes 249 amino acids. The record is from RefSeq and is a predicted model, not a curated record. The transcript has 3 exons.
AUGAUUUGUGGAAUAUUGCUUGAUGCAACAUUCUUUGUUCAUAAUAAUAGAAAACUAAAUGUUGAAGAAAUAAGAGAAUAUGUAAAUAUAAUAAAUUCAUUUAUCCGAGUUUUAAAAGAAAUUCAUGAUAAUUCAUCAGUUUUUACAAUUGUUUAUGCUGGUAAAAGUGUAUUUGUAAAAGAAAGUGAUAGAGGAGAAUUAACUACACCAAUAGUAGAAGCAAUCAAAGAAGUAUUAAAUGAUAAAUUCCUUGUCAAUGAACCAAAUCUCUCAUCAGCAAUGUCAUUAGCCCUUACAACAAUUAAUAAAGAUGGUAAACUUCAACCAGACAUUCAGAAAAAAGUAAUUGUUAUAUCAACUCCAUUCGAAAGUUCACCAAAAUUUAUUCCUCUUAUGAACUGCGUUUUUGCUGCACAGAGAAUUAAAACAACCAUUGAUACAAUUGUAUUAAGUAUAAUUGAAACAGGAUGCACUUUUUGUCAACAAGCUUCAUACUUAACAAAUGGAAUUUACAAUACUGCUCCACUUCAAUCUCUCUUUCCAAGACUAUUAAGUAAUAAUACUUCUGAUUGUGACACUGAAAAAAUAAUUAGAGUAACUGGAAAUCAACAAUCUGCAAUUGACUGGAAGUUAUGGUGUUUCCAUUGUAAAAAACCAUUAGAUCAUGGGUAUGUAUGUUCGUCCUGUUUUGGUAUUUAUUGUGAAAAACAAAAAGAACGUUGCCCAACUUGUGGAGCAUAUUUUGAAUAA